Messenger RNA from Dacryopinax primogenitus, 1709 nucleotides. RefSeq names its product FolC bifunctional protein. Gene Ontology annotation, molecular function: tetrahydrofolylpolyglutamate synthase activity; ATP binding. The transcript has 8 exons. Lineage: Eukaryota; Fungi; Basidiomycota; Dacrymycetes; Dacrymycetales; Dacrymycetaceae. Gene Ontology annotation, biological process: tetrahydrofolylpolyglutamate biosynthetic process. Gene Ontology annotation, cellular component: cytoplasm; cytosol; mitochondrion. The coding region runs from base 84 to 1604 and encodes 506 amino acids. The record is from RefSeq and is a predicted model, not a curated record.
CGCACAUGUUUCUUCGUCUGUCAUAUCUGUUAUCUAGACGUGCUGGAUCCCGAGUCUCAAUUUCUCUGCCUCAAUACUAUACGAUGGAAACGAGAACUUACGCAGAAGCAGUUGAUAAGCUAAACACCCUACAAUCGAAUGCCGCCACCAUCGAAGCAAUCAGGGCUUCUGGUAAGCCCAAUAAUGAUGCGACCAUAAUAGAGAUGGCCGAAUAUCUAAAGAGGAUCGGAUACGAGCCGGAGGACCUUAACAAGCUCAAUGUGGUUCAUGUCACAGGAACCAAAGGAAAGGGUUCCACAUGUGCAUUUGUCGACUCGGUACUCCGACAUGUUAAGCCGAACUGGAAGACAGGACUGUACACCUCUCCUCAUCUCGUGGCCGUACGGGAGCGUAUAAGGGUCAACGGACUACCUAUAUCAGAGGAAGUGUUCGCCAAAUACUUCUUUGAAGUAUGGGACAGGCUCGAAGCCAAUCCAGAAAGAGCGAAUCCGGCAACAUCACCUAAACCGAUGUACUUCCGAUACAUGACCCUGAUGGCUUUCCACGCUUUCCUCUCUCUUGGGGUAAAUGCUACAAUAUUGGAAGUUGGCAUAGGUGGACUGUACGACUGCACAAAUGUAGUCCCCAAACCCCUGGCCGCAGGCGUCGCCUCCCUGGGCAUAGAUCAUGUCUUCAUCCUAGGCAACACGCUGGGUCAGAUCGCCUGGCAAAAGGGGGGUAUCUUCAAAGAGGGAGUUCCAGCAUUCACGGUCCCGCAGCCUGAGGAGGGCAUGGAAGGCUUGCGGAAGCAGGCGGUGGACCGAAAGGCUUCUUCUCUCAGUGUCGUGCCUGUGCUCCCACAGGUGGCGGAACUCGAUCUCGGCCUCUCCGGGGUGCAUCAGAAGCAAAACGCGAGCCUGGCGCUCAGCCUUGCACAGGCAGCGAUUGAGGGAACAGGGGAUAAGGAUGCGAACCUCCUAGAGCUCCCACUGUCUGCUACCGUGAAGACUGCGUUGGAGAAGGCGAAGUGGCCGGGCCGCUGCCAGGUGGUCCCAGACCCUAAAGAUUCGAAGACGACGUGGUUCCUCGAUGGAGCGCAUACUGUUGAGAGCUUGACAGCAUGUAUGCAGUGGUAUGCCGAUACGGGAGUCGGGCUGCGGCAAUUUCAACCGAUCCGGAUCUUGAUCUUCAACUGCACCAACGGCCGUUCGGGGCAGACGCUACUCGGCGCACUCCUAUCCACUGCCGUAAUCCAAAUCAAAAAACACGAGCAGGGGGACGCACUGCCAAAAGACGGGUUCUUCGACCACGUCAUCUUCUGCACCAACGUGACAUACGCAGAUGGGCAUUUCAAAGGAGACUUGACGUCCAAGGUUCUCUCAGAUACGGGUGUCUCAUCACUCAAGACGCAACAGGAGCUGUCCCAGGCGUGGAUGUCACUCGUCCCUCUCUUUUCCGAGGAGAACAUCCAUGUCCUCCCCUCAGUGCAGCAUGCCGUCGACCUGGCGCGGGGGCUGCAGGUCCCCCAGGGAACGGAGAAAGACGUGCUCGUUGCUGGGAGUUUGCAUUUAGUGGGCGGGGCGAUCGAGGUUGCUGGGUUGAGCGAGACGGUGUUCAGUGCAUAAGAGUCACGUCAUUGUAUGCGGGCAAGGGAGGGGGUCGCGGCAUCUUCACAUACCGGGGACGAUCUAGACUGCAUAUGGGGCUCAACCCCCUCGCAGACAUGUAGC